Molecule: messenger RNA, 1425 nt
Organism: Besnoitia besnoiti
Lineage: Eukaryota; Apicomplexa; Conoidasida; Eucoccidiorida; Sarcocystidae
Product: putative IWS1 transcription factor
Exons: 9
Coding region: 1-1425 (474 amino acids)
Biological process (GO): poly(A)+ mRNA export from nucleus
Cellular component (GO): nucleus
Source: RefSeq, a predicted model, not a curated record
AUGGCAGAUCUGUUCGAGGACGACGAGGGCAGCGGUAUCCCUGGAGAGGGAGAGGAAAACACAGGUCCUUUCACCGAAGCAGCCUCGGCAGGCGAUGAAGCCGCGGGUGACCUCGAGAGGCUGACAGACGAAGAGGACAGCAGGGAUGGCGAUGACGAGCGCGGCGAGCACGCAGAAGGAUCGCAUGUGGGGGGGGCAGAGAACGAUGGACUGUUUGAGGGAGGCGAUCCCCGCGAGUUGUCCAAGGAGGAACGUCGGCGCCUGAAGAAGGAACGGAAAGAGAAGAAACGGAGGAAGAAGGAAAAGAAGGAGAAAAAGAAGAAGCGAAAACGAGAGUUGGAGGGAGACGACGGCGGCGACGGCGGCCAUGACGAACAAGGGGGAGAACUCAGUCGCGGCAGAUACGACUCUGAGCCGCACAGAGGCGAGCUUAACGAUGAAGACGACGAAACGCUAGGUGGAUUUAUCGAGCGCGACCCCGAGGCAGCAAUUCAUGAAGCCGAAGAGGAAAGAAUCCCCGUUCAAGGAGGCAUCAACAGCGAUAACGACAGAUCGGAUAUUGAAGACUACGGCGACCACGACGGCGCUCGGCGGCCUGUGACGGAGUUUGACAAAACACUGGAACGCAUGCGGCAGCGGAAGCGACGUAGGCAACCCAUGUCUGACCAAGACUGCCAGGCCUACUGCAACACCCUCCUGCAACAGAUGUCCGAUGCCUCCAGCCAAGACGAAAAGGCACUCGAAGAAGGCAAACCCGCGACGGCGAAACUUCAGAUGCUGGAUCGUGUUUGUACAGAGCUGGUCAAGCCGAAGUGGCGCAGCUGGUUUCUGGCUGAGGGCUGCUGCCAGUGCAUCGCUACCUGGUUGGCGCCGUUUAAAGACAACACGCUGUCGAACUUCACGCUGCGAAACCGCCUGCUCCACGUCCUCACGAAGCUGCCCAUUUCCAGUCAAGAACUCAUGAACAACGACCUCGGAAGAGUCCUCGUGCUGCUGUGGCACCACCCAGACGAAAGCGACGAAAACCGCGUCAUCAUUCGCCAGCUGAUUCAGCGCUGGACUCGCCCCAUGCUGGGGUUGGGCUCCAGUCACCGCGAGUUCCUGCAGGAGCGGGAUCGGGCCUUCGAGGCUAAUGACGCGGACCUCCAACAGAAACUCAUCGCGGCAGCGAAGGCGCUACAGGCCGUGCGGCCUCCUGCGGACGAUCCCGAGGAGAACCGCCGCCGGCAUGCUCGCAUUCCCGUCAACUCAGGGCACAAUUUCAUAAUUCAACCCAAGUCGGACGUCAACAGCAGCGAACAGCCGCGGCCCCGAGAAUCCGGCGCCUUGCAGACAGCGAAGUCCCUGUAUCGCUUCAUGGAGGCGAAAACGGUUCGGAAGCCAACCAAGGCUCAGAAGGUGUCGAUCGAAGGUCGCGGUCUGUAG